AUGCAGGAUGAGCUGCUCCUGGGGUCUCAGCCCCCACCAGGAUUUAAACAAGCGGAUGAGCUGCUCCUGGGGGUGACACGGCAGCAGCAGCCAGGCAGCGAGAGGCUGGGCAGCAGCCCCGCACCAGGACACCCCCCUCUCGGCCACCCCUCCUCUGACUUUAAACCCAGUCUCAGCCCCCACCAGGAUUUAAACAAGCAGCAACCGCAGCAGCAACAGCCGCCGCCUCCUCAGCUGAGCCAGAAGAGGAAAGAGUUUAAGCAGCAGCAGCUCAGCAGCCCAGCCCAGCUCGGCAGCAGCCACCCCCUGAAUAACCACCACCCCCCAGACUAUCAUCACCACCCCCCUCAGCAGCAGCAGCAGCAGUUCAGCCACCCCACUGACAAGUACCAGCAGCAGGAGCACAGGCAACAGCAGCAGCUCCAGCUCCUCAGCGCUCACCCCCCGGAGCCGCCGCGGACGGGGGACUACCCGCACCACCGGCCCCACAACCCCGCCGAGCACAAGGGAGUUUCACGUGAAAACAUCCCCCUUGCCUACCCGCAGUCGCCCCCUCUUCUGAAGCAGUCGCCCUGGAGCAAUCAGAGUAGCGGCUGGAGCACAGGAAAUAUAUCCUGGGGAGGAAUGCAUGGCAGAGACCAUCGUAGAACUGGAAACAUGGGAAUUCCAGGAACUAUGAACCAGAUCUCUCCUUUGAAGAAGCCCUUUUCUGGUAAUGUCAUAGCUCCUCCUAAAUUUACUCGCUCCACUCCAUCACUGACACCAAAAUCGUGGAUUGAAGAUAAUGUUUUCCGAACUGACAACAACAGUAAUACUCUCCUUCCUUUGCAGGAUCGAAAUAGAAUGUAUGACAGUCUGAAUAUGCACUCUUUGGAAAACUCCCUUAUUGACAUUAUGAGAGCAGAGCAUGAUCCACUUAAAGGUCGCUUGAGUUAUCCACAUCCAGGGACUGACAAUCUUCUGAUGUUAAAUGCGAGGAGUUAUGGGCGAAGACGAGGCCGUUCUUCCCUCUUCCCAAUAGAUGAUGGUUUGCUGGACGAUGGUCAUAGUGAUCAAGUUGGAGUCUUGAAUUCACCUACCUGCUAUUCAGCUCAUCAGAAUGGAGAACGAAUUGAGCGUUUUUCUCGGAAAGUGUUUGUUGGAGGUCUUCCACCAGACAUUGAUGAAGAUGAAAUUACUGCUAGCUUCAGACGAUUUGGGCCUUUGGUAGUAGACUGGCCUCACAAAGCAGAAAGCAAGUCCUAUUUUCCACCAAAAGGUUAUGCGUUCCUCCUGUUCCAAGAAGAAAGUUCUGUCCAGGCCCUGAUUGACGCCUGCAUUGAAGAAGAUGGAAAGCUCUAUCUAUGUGUUUCCAGUCCUACUAUCAAGGACAAGCCAGUUCAGAUCCGUCCCUGGAAUCUAAGUGAUAGUGACUUUGUGAUGGAUGGUUCCCAGCCGCUUGAUCCUCGAAAAACAAUUUUUGUUGGAGGAGUCCCUAGACCAUUAAGAGCUGUGGAAUUGGCUAUGAUCAUGGACCGUCUUUAUGGUGGAGUUUGUUACGCAGGAAUUGAUACUGACCCUGAGCUGAAAUACCCAAAAGGUGCUGGACGUGUUGCUUUUUCCAAUCAGCAGAGUUACAUUGCUGCCAUCAGUGCUCGGUUUGUUCAACUUCAGCAUGGCGAUAUUGAUAAACGAGUGGAGGUAAAGCCAUAUGUGUUGGAUGACCAGAUGUGUGACGAAUGCCAGGGUGCACGAUGCGGUGGAAAGUUUGCUCCUUUCUUUUGUGCCAAUGUCACUUGCCUGCAGUAUUACUGUGAGUUUUGUUGGGCAAAUAUCCACUCUCGUGCAGGACGUGAAUUCCAUAAGCCAUUGGUAAAGGAGGGGGCUGACCGCCCACGUCAGAUCCACUUCCGCUGGAAUUAAACAUGGUGAACCAGCAUCUACAUAAGGAAAGAAGGGUGCAUGUGGCUUACUGUGUUUGAAGAUACCGACAUGCAGAAGAAAUAAGUGCAUUCUUCUGCUUUUCACCCCAGCUAUCAAUACAUGCAUCUUUAUCAGCAGCCAAAACACUACAAGCCUCUUGUUUUUCACCAAAACCCUACAUCUCAGGCUUACUAAUUUUUGUGAUAUUUUCAUGUUAAAAU
This is a messenger RNA of Aptenodytes forsteri (emperor penguin), 2123 nucleotides long. RefSeq names its product cytoplasmic polyadenylation element binding protein 2 (gene CPEB2). Bases 1 to 1902 code for a protein of 633 amino acids. Gene Ontology annotation, biological process: negative regulation of cytoplasmic translation. Lineage: Eukaryota; Metazoa; Chordata; Aves; Sphenisciformes; Spheniscidae. The record is from RefSeq and is a predicted model, not a curated record. Gene Ontology annotation, molecular function: ribosome binding; mRNA regulatory element binding translation repressor activity; mRNA 3'-UTR binding. The transcript is spliced from 13 exons. Gene Ontology annotation, cellular component: nucleus; neuron projection; synapse.